AUGGUGACCUUUUCCGGAAACAAGGCCCACAAUGCCGCCGAAGGGAACCUCCUCACUCCUCUAGCCGUCGUUGGGAUGUCGCUAAAAUUCCCAGAAGAUGCGACAUCCCCGGAAGCGUUUUGGAAAAUGUUGGUUGAAGGCCGAUGUGUCUCUACGGAGUUUCCCAGUAAUAGAAUGAAUAUCGAUGCCCAUCACGACGCUGAACGAGGCCGACUUCACAACGUCACAUGCCGAGGAGCACACUUCGUGAAGGAGGACCUUAGUCUUUUUGACGCCCCCUUCUUUGGGAUCACUGAUGCCGAUGCGAAGGCUAUGGAUCCUCAACAGCGCCUUGCGUUAGAGACAGUUUACCGUGCGCUAGAGAAUGCCGGGCUUCCGAUCGAGCAGGUUGCAGGCUCCAAGACCAGCGUCUUCGCAGGCUCCUUUUGUAGCGAUUACCAUAUGCUGCAGAUCAAGGAUCCGCUCAAUGCGCCUAAGAAUGCCACGGCAGGAACUGGUCGGAAUAUGAUUGCGAAUCGCAUCAGCUGGUUCUACGACUUCUUAGGUCCUAGCGCGACUGUGGAUACCGCCUGCUCAAGCAGUCUGAUGGCGGUGGACCUGGCCUGUCAAUCUAUAUGGGGCGGAGAUGCUGCAAUGGGCGUCGCUAUUGGCUGUAAUAUAAUCCUGGCUCCAGAGAUGACCAUUGGCCUGGACAAUCUUGGGUUGUUAUCGAGAGAUAGCCACUCUUAUAGCUUCGAUAGGAGAGCCAAUGGAUAUGCGAGAGGAGAAGGUGUCGGUGCUGUGGUCAUCAAGCGGCUUGAUGACGCUAUAGCCGAUGGAGACACCGUGAGGGCUGUCAUUCGAUCGUCCAGCUCAAAUCAGGAUGGGAAGACGCCUGGAAUUCUGCAGCCGAGCAAGGACGCGCAGGUUCGUUUGAUCCGGGAUACCUAUCAAAAGGCUGGCCUGGACAUGGGGGUCACUAGAUAUUUUGAAGCACAUGGAACGGGAACACCCAUCGGAGACCCGAUCGAGGCUCGAGCUAUUGGCACGGCAUUUCGCCCAUAUCGGUUAGAGGAAACGCCCCUAUAUGUUGGUUCUGUGAAAUCCAACAUCGGCCAUUUGGAGGGGGCAAGCGGAAUUGCUGGUUUUAUAAAAGCAGUCCUUGUGUUAGAGAAAGGUGUUAUUCCACCGAAUAGCAGCAAUCUGCAGAACACAAACCCCCAGAUUGAUGAAGAUUAUCUGAGGCUGAAUAUAGUAAAAACCGCCAUUGUCUGGCCUACUACUGGACUACGACGAGCAUCCGUGAGCUCAUUCGGCUUUGGUGGUGCCAAUAGCCAUAUCGUGCUUGACGAUGCUUACAAUUCCCUCCGACUGAGUGGCUCCGAGAGUGUUGGCCACCAGACUGUAAUAGUGCCUGCACUGGGGCAGAUCAAUGGUAUACGACAAUUAAAUGGUCACCACAGUACUAAUUGUGAAGACAAGUUUAACGACCCCAAAAUUGCCUGCAAAACAAUUCCGAAGCUGCUCGUCUGGUCAGCCACAGACCAAGCAGGCAUAAAACGUCUUGCAGAGAGCUGGAGCACGUAUCUCGCGAGUUUAUCAGUUGAGGAGCCAGAAGAGUACCUGAGGGAUUUAGCACAUACCUUAUGUGGCAGGCGAAGCCACUGGGCCUGGAGGGCGUUCGUUGUUGCUAAACCAGGGGUACUUCUACAAGAUCUGACCAACCAGUUUUCCCCCGCUACCCAAAGCGUUGAUUCGCCACACCUUGCAUUCGUCUUCACUGGCCAAGGCGCUCAAUGGCACGCAAUGGGCCGUGAGCUUAUAGGCCAUUACGAAGUUUUCACAAGGAGCCUUACCGAAUUGAGCGCGUAUCUCAAAGAGCUUGGAUGUUCUUGGGAUAUUUUGGAGGAACUACAGAAACCAGGGCUGGAUUCGAAUGUGAAUGAUCCAGCUUAUGGUCAGCCACUAUGCACAGCACUACAAAUUGCAUUGGUAGAUCUUCUUGAAAGCUGGGGUAUUUCACCUGCUGCAGUGGUUGGCCACUCCUCUGGUGAGAUUGCCGCCGCAUACUCUUCUGGAGCGUUAACGAAAUGGUCUGCGCUAAAGGUUGCAUACUUCAGAGGUUCUCUAGCAGGAGUCCUAGGAAGAUCUAGCAGCAUGAAAGGAGCUAUGCUUGCUGUAGGUCUGUCUAAGGAGAACGCGCAGAAGUACCUGGGCACACUUGAGUCCCAGUCUGAUGGUCCGCAAGUUGUUAUCGCUUGCGUCAAUAGUCCUCAGAGUGUCACAUUAUCCGGGAAACUGGAGCAGAUUGACGCACUGCAUGGCCUGCUAAAUCGGGACGGCGUAUUUUCACGCAAGCUGGCGGUCAACGUCGCUUACCACUCGUUCCAGAUGCGGGAGAUUUCUGAUGCAUAUUUAACUGCCCUUGGGGGCCUGGAGGCACCGCGCAAUAGAAAGCGAAGGCGGCCAUUUAUGGUGUCCUCCGUCACUGGGACAUUGAUCUCAAGCGAGCGGCUAAUGGAACCGGAGUAUUGGGUCAAUAACAUGAUAUCACCGGUGCUGUUCCAUGAUGCAGUAAGCUAUCUAUGCUCCCAAUCUGGUGAGAAGUACAAGAAAAUCGAUGGAAGCCACCGCCAUGCUGUCAAGAUUGAUCACCUCCUAGAAAUUGGGCCACAUUGUGCACUGCAGGGGCCGUGUCGGGAUAUUGUCAGCGUCCUGGGAAAGAGCGACAAAGUUUCAUACGUCCCUUUCCUGGUACGCAACCGUUCUGCUCUGGAAUGCGCCAUGGAAGCUGCAGGUCGCCUCCACUGCAGUGGAUAUCCGAUCAAAUUGACAGCGGUCAACGGAGAUGGCGAUGCGAAGGCUCGACGAAGACCGCGUGUCCUGGUUGAUCUGCCCGAAUAUCCCUUCAAUCACUCUACAUCUUACUGGCAUGAAUCCCGAUUGAGCGAGGGAUACAGAUUCCGUCGAUAUGGCUACCUAGAGCUUCUCGGUGCCCCGGAGCCUAAUGGAAAUCCAAUGGAGGCCACCUGGAGGAACAUCAUCCGCGUUUCGGAGAUCCCCUGGGUGCAAGAUCAUAAGAUCAAUAGCACUAUUCUAUAUUCAGGUGCCGGUAUGCUGGUCAUGGCCAUCGAAGCCAUCAAACAACUGGCUGAUCCGGACCGACUCCUUACUGGCUUCAAUAUACGGGAUGCCGUAUUCUCAACUGCCCUACAGAUCCCUACGCACGCAGAAGGAAUCGAAGUCAAUGUUCACCUCAAACGCACGAAAGAGGAAAGGUCUGACGCCACCGGAUGGUUUGAAUGGCGCAUAUAUGCAUACGACAAUGGGAACUGGGUGGAAAACAGCACAGGGUCUAUCCAAGCUCUGUAUGAGAGCCGAAACACAAGCUUUGAUGCUGACGUUAGGGAAGAAAGAGAAUGGGAAAGUCAUCUUCUUGAGACCUACAACAGUGCGGUACGCUCAUGUACUUCGACUGUUGAUGCAAAGUCAUUCUAUAAGCAUCUCAACAGCUGUGGAUAUCAGUACGGGCCUGAAUUUGCCGCGAUUCAAAGUCUCGGUUACAGUGAGUCGGACUGCAAGGCGCUCGUCACAGACAUCCGGACAUUCCAGCCUACCGGCGUUUACCCGACUCAUACUAUACAUCCUACAACACUGGACGCCAUCAUUCAGAUGGCAGCUGGGCUGGAAUCAACCAUGGGCCAGAGUGCGACCAAUGUGGCUGUACCUGUGCGGAUUGACCGGCUCUGGUUGACCAACUCAGGUGGUCUCAGCCAUCCAUUCGCAGAUGCUGUCAGGGUUUGUGCUACUUUCAGUCAAUCUGUUGUAGGAUAUAAAAGUUACUCGAUGACAGCAGUAGACGUGGAAGUCUCUAAAGCACUACUGAAUCUUGAAGGCUUAAAGGUGACGACCAUUGCCGGCGGAGGGACAACCCCUGUCUCGGACCAAUUCAUGACGGACAACCUAUGCCACUACAUAGCACAUAAACCUGACAUUGACCUCUUGACACGGGAAGAGGCCCAGAGCCUUUAUGGGGUCCACGAAUCGCAGGUCAAAGAGCCAGUGGAGUACUACACUGAGCUUGAUUUUCUUGCAGCAACCUGCGUGAGCAGGUAUGCAGCCUCGUUCCGCGAAGAGGAAAGAAACAACAUGCCACCUCACUUGAACAAAUACAUUGACUGGGCCCUCGAAGUCAAAAGAACACUUGAUCAGGGUUUUCGAAUUCAGCUCCAAGCAAUGGUUAGAUCGCAUGCAUGA
Molecule: messenger RNA, 4236 nt
Organism: Aspergillus luchuensis
Lineage: Eukaryota; Fungi; Ascomycota; Eurotiomycetes; Eurotiales; Aspergillaceae
Product: type I polyketide synthase
Exons: 8
Coding region: 1-4236 (1411 amino acids)
Biological process (GO): secondary metabolite biosynthetic process; fatty acid biosynthetic process
Molecular function (GO): fatty acid synthase activity; 3-oxoacyl-[acyl-carrier-protein] synthase activity
Source: RefSeq, a predicted model, not a curated record